AUGGCUUUCCCCAACGUUUACACCCACCGCAAGGUCGCCGAGAUCAAACCCAAGGCAUGCGACAUUUGCUACAAGCUCAGCUCCAGCGUGCUGAUCACACCUGACAACAAGGACUGGUUCUACGUCUGCCCUGCGCAUCUCAAGGACACCGGGUUUUGCACACCCAAGAUUGACCAGGCGGCGAUCGAAGCGCGCAAGAAGCGCGAGCUCGAUGAAGAGGUGGAACGCGUCAAAAAGGAAUACGAGGAGAAACAGAAGAAAAAGAAGGAGAAGGAGGAGAAGGGGAAGGAAGAAAAAAAGGAGGAGUCAGGAGACAAUGAUAAGGGUGGCAACGGCAAGGCCAACCAGGAAGAAGCAGAGACAGAGAAGGACACCGAUACUGUGCCUGUUAUCGAGGAAGAAGAGCCCCGCGUGUUUGAGCUCAAGAGCACCUUUUACCAACAACGAGUCAACAAGAAGCGGCAAGCCGAGAUUGCCCGCCGAAACCGUGAACGCCUGCAGGAUCCUACUUACUUUCCCUCCGUACCAAAGAACCUCCCUUGA
Messenger RNA from Dichotomopilus funicola, 543 nucleotides. RefSeq lists its product as uncharacterized. The transcript has 4 exons. The record is from RefSeq and is a predicted model, not a curated record. Lineage: Eukaryota; Fungi; Ascomycota; Sordariomycetes; Sordariales; Chaetomiaceae. Gene Ontology annotation, cellular component: endosome. Bases 1 to 543 code for a protein of 180 amino acids. Gene Ontology annotation, biological process: vacuolar transport.